GAAAUAUAAACAAAUGAUGUAGUGGCGCCUGCGUGGAGGUGACGUCACUUCCACUCACAUUGAUUGUCUGAUACAACCAUGGACUUACUCUCACAUUUAUUCCAUUUUUGGUGAAUAUUGGGCGUUAUGUACCCUCUGGUGGCUCUCUUCUGAAAGAUCCUAUACUGUAUUGAGCUGGUGGCUGUUGCUGUCAAAAUUGGACAACAAUGGGUUCCUUGUUUCGCAGCGAAGAGAUGGCACUCUGCCAGCUCUUCCUUCAAAGUGAAUCUGCCUAUACAUGUGUGUCCGAAUUAGGUGAACUGGGAUUGGUACAGUUCAGAGAUCUUAAUCCUGAUGUGAAUGCCUUUCAACGAAAAUUUGUUAAUGAGGUUCGUCGUUGCGAUGAAAUGGAAAGGAAACUACGAUACUUAGAACGUGAGAUUCGUAAAGAUGGUAUUCCAGUCCUUGAUACUGGUGAGAACCCUGAAGCUCCCAUGCCUAGGGAAAUGAUUGAUUUGGAGGUAAAGUUUGAAAAGCUAGAAAAUGAACUGAAGGAAGUCAACAGCAAUGCUGAGGCACUCAAGCGAAACUACCUCGAACUGACAGAGUUGAAGCACAUCCUCAAGAAGACCCAGGUCUUCUUUGAUGAGGCUCUGUACCCCCCAAACCUUCCUUACGACCAAGAAGUUUAUUUUGACGACGAUGAGCGAAUAAAUCUGCUGAUGGACACGUCGCUUCACCAUCUCAUGCAUAUUGGAUUUGUUGCUGGAGUGAUCCUUCGGGAGAGAAUUCCUGCAUUUGAACGGAUGCUGUGGCGGGCAUGCCGCGGCAAUGUGUUCCUCCGUCAAGCUGAAAUGGAUGAUCCACUAGAGGACCCAGCUACAGGUGAGCAAGUCUACAAGUCAGUGUUCAUCAUCUUUUUCCAAGGAGAUCAGCUAAAAAUGCGCGUCAAGAAGAUCUGCGAGGGUUUCCGUGCCACCAUGUACCCAUGCCCUGAAGCUCCUGCUGACAGACGGGAAAUGGCCAUGGGGGUCAAAACCCGCCUUGAUGAUCUCAAUACUGUGUUAAGCCAGACACAAGACCACCGUCAUCGAGUGUUGGUUUCUGCCGCACGAAACAUCCGCGCCUGGAUGAUGAAAGUUUGGAAGAUAAAGAGCAUUUAUCAUACUCUUAAUAUGUUUAACUUGGACGUCAUACAGAACGGUUUGAUUGCUGAAUGCUGGAUCCCCGUUGCUAAUUGGGAAGAUGUGCAGCUUGCACUUCGCCGAGGCACUGAGAAAAGUGGAAGUUUGCCUGCAAUUCUCAAUAGACUGAGCACAUUGGAAGCUCCACCAACAUUUCACCGCACCAACAAAUUCACCAAAGCCUUUCAGAAUCUGAUUGAUUCCUAUGGUGUGGCUACAUACCGAGAAAUAAAUCCUGCUCCCUUCACCAUAAUAACUUUCCCAUUCCUGUUUGCCAUUAUGUUUGGUGAUGUUGGACAUGGAAUAAUUAUGGCACUUUUUGGGGGUUGGAUGGUUUGGCGAGAGAAACCUUUGUCAGCUAAGAAAACAGAUAAUGAGAUCUGGAACAUCUUCUUUGGAGGUCGAUACAUUAUUCUUCUGAUGGGUUUGUUCUCCAUGUACACUGGUCUCAUCUAUAAUGAUGUCUUCUCCAAGUCGAUCAACUUAUUUGGCUCAUCGUGGCAUGGAGCUUACAAUGAUUCCACCAUUCAGCAAAACAAAGAACUAACGUUAGAUCCAGCCGAUGUUAAACAAUAUGAUCAGUAUCCAUAUCCAUUUGGUCUGGACCCCAUGUGGCAGUUGUCCAACAACAAAAUCAACUUCUACAAUUCAUACAAGAUGAAGAUCUCAAUUAUUUUUGGAAUAGUCCACAUGUUGUUUGGUGUCAUUCUUAGUGUUUGGAACCACAAAUUCUUUAACAAGGCAAUGAACAUCUACUGCGAGUUUAUCCCACAAAUAAUUUUCUUAACGUGCUUGUUUGUUUACUUAGUACUACUCGUGUUCCAUAAGUGGGUGUGGUAUGGUGCUGGAGGGGAUGUCUCUACUUCUCCAAGCUGUGCACCAUCUAUCCUCAUCACUUUCAUCAACAUGGUACUGGUGAAGGGCUAUCAGGCUCCUAAGGAAGGUGAUGACUGUUCACCUUACAUGUUUGCUGGACAGUUUGGAAUACAAAGGUUCCUACUUGUUCUUGCCAUUAUAUGUGUACCCUGGAUGCUAUGUGCAAAGCCAUUCAUUCUUCAUCGAAUGAACAAGAGAAGACAACUGGAUGCUAGCAAUAAAAACAGAGGUAAUGAGAAAAACUUGCAAACAGGUCCUAGUGUUUAUGCUAAUGAUAAUUCCAAAAUUUUGGACUUUAACAAGGAUAGUAAUAGUGAAAAGCUAGAAGCUGAACCAAGCAUUCAUAAAAGUGAGGAGGAUGGGGUUGAUGCAAACCAAGAUGAGGUGAUGCAGGCCAAUGGAGUAGAAGGUGUGGUGGAGGAUGGUGGAGGUGAGGCAGUAGCAGUGACUGAAGAACAACAUGACAUGAGUGAGGUAAUGAUUCACCAGGGCAUCCACACAAUUGAGUACGUCUUGGGUUCAGUGUCUCACACUGCCUCCUACCUUCGACUUUGGGCACUAUCAUUAGCCCACGCUCAGCUUAGUGAAGUAUUGUGGAGGAUGGUGCUACGUAUUGGACUUACAAUUGGUGGCGAGGGUGUGGGCGGAGGUAUACUCACGUUUGUAAUUUUUGCAUUUUGGGCCACUCUGACCGUGGCUAUUCUCGUGUUGAUGGAAGGCCUCUCGGCUUUCCUCCACACACUUCGACUGCACUGGGUGGAGUUCCAAAGCAAAUUCUACGGAGGCACUGGUUAUCCGUUUGUUCCGUUUGCCUUUGAAACCAUUCUUGAUCAGGCUGAAAACACUGUGGUUGAACAGUAAGGAUCUUAUAGAAGUGGGACCAUGUGACUGAGGGAUUGUGGUGUUGAAGCUUUCUGCAGGCAGUACAUCACUAACCACUGUAUGGGUGGGGAUUAAACUCACGGGAAGUGAAUCGCAAAACUCCAGACCAACACGUUAGUCUGGAGCUUUACAACUCUUGCUGCGAGUUCAGUUUCCACCCGUACCAUAGUUUGCUUGCAAUUGUAUCAUUAUGAUUUUGUGAGUAAGUACAUCACUACCCAGUCACCCUGUCCUCUUUUUAUUUACUGUGUUCCUGUCAACAAACACUUUCAAGAUAUCUUCCUAUGAUUUUUCUCCAUUUUGUGAGGGUUGAUUUUGUUGUGAUAUUACUUGCAGUAGAAUUAUCAUACAGAGGUGGACAGUUAGGUUGGAAAUUAUGCAGAUGGUAUCUGACAGUCAUGCCAGACCUAAGGAAAGAAUAUUGAGGCUUUAAACUUGUAAGGUAAAUGUCUGUAUUCAUGCUAUGUAGUAGUGUGCGUUGCUUCUAUUGAAACGAAAUGAAUGACCUUGUAAGGUAAAUGUCUGUAUUCAUGCUAUGUAGUAGUGUGCGUUGCUUCUAUUGAAACGAAAUGAAUGACCUUACACUUUUACUUACAUAAUUACCUGGAUUAACAAAGGAAAAACUGAUAAAAGAGCUGAGGAAAGAAUUAGAAGUUGCCAGAGUUUCUAUUGUAUUGUUAUUUUCAGUUCUGAAAUACUUAUCCAUGUUUAAAUAUGUAGUAAUUAUAGCAUGGAAAGCUUAUAAAUUUAAAAAAAGACUCUUUAAAAAUAAAAUAGCUUUGAUUAUUAGCUUUCAUUGUAAAGAAGUACUUUUACUGUUACCACUGGUCAUGGCUGAGGUAUGGAAUUUGAAUUUGUAAAACCAUCUAGUCUGUAGUAUGAUAAAUUUACUCUGCUAUAAAGAAUACUCUAUAGGUAAAGUGUUCCACAUAAACUGAAAGGCAUUUUGUUCAGUAUUCCUGUAAUUGUUACCCCUAGUAAAUUUCCCUUACAUGUGUAUAUAUCUAUGUAUUAUUUAUCUUUCAUGCAUUCAUAUCAGGCUGACAAACUUAAUUGCCAAAGUGACCAUACAGCAAUUUCUCUGCUUUUAAAUUAUUUUAUGCUUCAGGCAUAGUAGUCUUGUAUGCUUUAACUAAGUACUGUGUGCUAAACUUCAAUGUAUGUUUGUCCUCUCUUUUAUAUAUGUGAUGGUGGUGUUAGUUCUUUCCUUAAUCAAGAUACAAGAUUACUCAUUGCUAAAAUAAAAAAAAAAGUCUUUUUGAAAUUAAUGAUCUUUGAGAACUGAACUCCAAUUCAUCUUUGUAAUUUCUAAUUACAUCUUUUUUUUAUAGGCUUGCGCUUUUUACUUUUUAUAUUAGAUGAUGGUUCACCUGUAGUGCAAAUUGUGGGGACCCAUAGCCUUGGAGUAGAUAAAAAGACUUGUCUAAAUUAUUUCGCUUUUAUUUUUGAUAGCGGGAUUUGUGCAGAAUAGUAAAUAUAAACUUAGUGUUUUAUAAUCAAUUAAUUUCGUUUGUUCAUUUAGAAAAUGCCAUUUAAACUAUUUCUAUUUUUGCUCUUGUUUAUUUCUCUAUUUAUUGCUAUGUUUUUUGCUCUUGUCUAUUAUCCAUAAUGUGUUUUAAAAUAAAAUGUCAAAUUCUUACAGUUCUUACUUCCUUUUGUAAGUACAGUACUGUAUAAUAUUGAGAAUGUACGCUGUUAUAAUAAGCUUUCAACAAGUAUGACUGCUUUCUGAUACCAAAAUACUUUGUCAGGAUACCAGAUAACACACAGCAAUGUUUUCUUUCAAAUGUUUUAGGGACCACUUAUGAUUUGAAUCAUGGUUUUAUCAUAUUUUUCAUUGAGAGGUUAAUUCUUGGUUUCUGAGGCACAUUAAUUGUACAAUAAAAAAAUUACAAUCAUCUGGCUGGUGCAACUUAUAAUAACGGUGAAAGGACAUGCGCACAACUAAAGUGACAUUUUUACUGUAGCAAUGUUUCACUCUCACAUUACUACAAUAAAAAUGUUGCUUUAGUUGUACGUGUCCUUUUACAUAACAUACUGUUAGUAAUUCUACCAGCAUUAUUACACUUGUAACUAACCCACAGAUUAGAGAUAAAACUUGGAUAACAUUUUGAUUCAUCUUGGAUUAUUACCAACUUGUGGCGUCUAAUGUUGUAAGAAUGGCCGUAAUGUUGCCCAAGUUUCAUUGCCAAAUUGUUGGGCUUGUUGCCAGUAAAUAUUAUGAUUCUUAGCUAAAGGUUGGCAGAUGUAUUUUGUUAUUGGUACAACGUAAGUGGAUGAAUUGUUUGGCUGUUAGGGGUAAGAGGGUUGUCAUUAACCUACUAGUUGAAAUGAACCCAUGCAGAUUUAAUAGCCCUACUUGACAUGUGAACACAUUUUUGCUUCCAGUUUUUUUCCUUUGUGGUUAUGAUUGUAUAUCUUCAAUAUUAUCAGUUAAUCUUGAGUAUCCUUGUAGUGAUCAUUUGCUCAUUUUAUUGAACUUCCCAGGAAAACUGUUUUAAUUUUCUUAAAUAGUACAAUGUGUUGUGUGAUAUAGUGAUUAUAAUAUCACAUGUCUUAGUAUUAUUACUUAGCGUAAUAACCUACUAUAUGUGAAUGCCAAUUUAUUAUAGCUUAUAGGACUAAUGAAAGGUAAUAAGAGUAUUCCUUAAAUAUCUACUGUAGUAUUUUCCUCAGAGUUUUUUAAUUUUACACCUCAUGGCAAGAAUUUGACAAAUACUGUGUUACAAAUGGAGGCAUGUAUGCACCAAUUAAUAUAUAUUAGUAUUGAAAUUUUGUGAUUUUUUUUCUAACAUGAAAAUCUGAGAAGGAAAUGUGUGUGCUUGCCCAAGUCUCAGCUGAACAGUGACACUAAAAAUAACCAAUCUAGCAAAAACACACCGAAUGAAUACUGCUGGGAAAAACAAAUGGGGCAGGAGUGUAAUCUUCAAAUUAUAAAAGUACAAAAAUUAUUUUGCAAAUCUCAGUGUUGAUAUUAAGAAAGGAAGUUUAAAGAUAAUUCAUUAAACUGCCUGUGUUGAUAAAGCACCAGAUGAAUUUGAAAGUUCAUCUGAAGAAUCUCUUGUAGUGUUGCUAGUAGAGUACAGUAAGUCCACACUUAGUCAUUGAUAGGUUCUUGGAAACUGCGACUUCAAACAAAACAAUUUACAUGUAUAACGAAACCAAUUUUACCAUAGGCUAAUUGACACAAACAUCAGGGGUGCACAGUGCAUCUUUAGCACUCAUUGCAACAGCGUUAAAUCAAGGAAUAAAUGUUAAAAGAAAAUUGUAAGGAGUGCCUCCUACCAGCACACAGGUCAAAGACAAAUGUGCAGAUUCCACACACAGUGGCCCCGGCUGGGAAUCCAUUUUUUCCUCAUCAUUGUAACAAAACAACGUUAAGUGAGGACUUGCUGUAUAAUGCAGUAAAUAACAGCUCCUGUGUUCAGCAGAACUAUCAAGUAAAGUACUGUAUACUUUUUUUAUUUUUUAAUGAGAUAUGGAAUGGCUCAAAGGAACCCACAUGGAGAAAAUAAAAGGAAUGUUUUGGCCAACCAUUGUGACUCGGUGCACUGCUAAGAGAAGCUCUUUAGUAUGAAAUAUUCAUUACAUUAAUUAUCCAGCCUUACUUUUUCCUCCAUGUUGAUUUGUUUGUCCCUAUGACCAGUGUUUAUUACUUUUUUUUAAAUAUAUGAGUUAUAUGGCUUAUGAAGUCUGUAACUGAGUAAGGAACUGCAACUAUGACAGGCAUUAAUUAGCUCUUUAAGAUGUUGGAUACUGCACUGUAUUUGACGGCUUUGUGUUUCUACAUCAGUUCUGUUAAAACCAAAAUGAAUUUAAGACAUCCAAUAUGUUUGUCAAUAUUCAGCAUCAGUUGCUGUCUAUGGCCAGUAAUGUCAUGGUAUACAUUGGUUGCUUUAUUCAUAGACUUUUCAAAAACUGUUUUAUAAAAGGAUUGAAUAACUUAGGGGGUUUAGCACUGUUUAUAGAUGUAGUCCCCCUGAAGGGAGGUGCCUUCAUGGAGGAUAAGUCCAAGGAAUUUGACCAAUCCUCCACUUCCUUGGCUCAAACGUGAUUGCCUCCCAUAUUCCCAGGUGCUGUAUGACCUCUCUAGGGUUGACACAUUCACAUGAAUGUCAUACACUCAUAAUGUGGAUUUAAUAAUAAUGAACUGUGUGACCCUCAUGGGUUUAGUGCUUAGUUAUGAUUAUAAUAAUGAAAAGACUGAUGCCAUUUUUAUUUUAAUUUUACCCACAUUUCAAAUCGGUGGUAGAAUGUGAGUCUGAUCACACAGAGAUUAUAAUAAAAUACAGUGUGGUAUAAGUUACAUAAAUAUUUUUGUGUAUUGUAAUUACUCUUAACAUCAAAAGUUGUUGUGUGGAUGUGUUGUAAGAAGUAGAAAUUUCAAGUUUAUCUCUUAGAGGUGUGCUGGAAAAAGGUUUUCAUGGUGUGUGCAAGUGUGUGCCUUUGCACAUGAAGGUCAAAAUUUUACAGGGCGCUACAGCAUUCUAUGAUCACUGGUAAUCUUGAUUUCAUUUGUAUAAACAUAUGAUUUUUUUUUUUAAUAUUUCAGUUUCAUUCUUAAAGGAAAGAAGGCCACAGUGCAUGUUUUAAGUGACUAGAUAAAAUAAUUCUAGCUUGUGAAACUAUUGGUUUUUAAGAAAAACAUGAAUUUAGCCAUACAGAUGAUUAUGCUACUUUUAUAACUAUUCUUAGCAUGAGCAGGCUUACUAGAGCAGAAAAUCAUUAUUGUAAUUACUGUUCUUUUAUUUAAUGUUUUAUUACAUAAUCCCUAGUCAUAGUACUGGCAACUUAAAAACCUGAUUUGUUAUGUUCUUCAAUAAAUUUCUGUUAGAAAAUAA
Molecule: messenger RNA, 7762 nt
Organism: Cherax quadricarinatus
Lineage: Eukaryota; Metazoa; Arthropoda; Malacostraca; Decapoda; Parastacidae
Source: RefSeq, a predicted model, not a curated record